AUGUUGUCGGAAGACUCUGCAUAUGAGCGGCUAAAGUCGCUUGACAGAGACGAUGAUGACUCCCACGACGGACAUGCGUCGCCGAUCAACGCCUCUGUGAGAUUACCGAGAAAGCUGUUCAUUACGCUUUUGCUAUGCAAUAUUCUUUUGUUUGUGGCAUCGGUAUACGUCUUGUUGGUUGCCACCUUUGGGAGACCAGCGCCAUCAGAGUUGGAGUGUGCUAAAAUUGUUUCACCGUACUCUCCAAUAUGGGAGGCAGUGGAGUUCUGGGAAGGGAAUUUCGACAACGACUUUACCCAUCCUUCCAAAUAUCGUGGUCCGCCAACUCUCGAACUCGAACAGACCUGGCAUAACCUUUUCGGUGAUCGUGGUGUUGGUGUCGAUUACGCUGGAUUGAAAAAGUUGAACAAGACGCAAAACAUCCACCAAUAUUUGACAACCGUGGGUAGCGAUCCGAAAAACCCAACAUACGGUGGUGCCAUUGAAGCAUUGCAUCAACUUCACUGUCUGAAUGUCAUACGGCAAUAUACAUGGCCACUUGAAAUGUACAACAAAUCAUGGGGUAGCCUUUAUCCCGUAGAUUUUGACGAUCCCGUGGUCGCAAGGACCCAUGUCGACCACUGCUUAGAGACGAUUCGGCUGAGUAUAAUGUGCUAUGCGGACGUUACGCCGGUUAUGCUGAGGUAUGAUAGAGCGACUGGUGAGCGACAAACUGAUUUCAAUACCCACCAUAAGUGUCGGGAUUUCGAAAAGAUAAUGGCGUAUCUUCAGAAGAAUGGCGUCGAGAUUGCUAAUCCUGCGGCUUGA
Molecule: messenger RNA, 807 nt
Organism: Pochonia chlamydosporia 170
Lineage: Eukaryota; Fungi; Ascomycota; Sordariomycetes; Hypocreales; Clavicipitaceae
Exons: 4
Coding region: 1-807 (268 amino acids)
Biological process (GO): mycotoxin biosynthetic process
Source: RefSeq, a predicted model, not a curated record